Zootoca vivipara (common lizard) is the source of this 7877-nucleotide messenger RNA. NCBI's taxonomy places the organism in Eukaryota, Metazoa, Chordata, Lepidosauria, Squamata, Lacertidae. The record is from RefSeq and is a predicted model, not a curated record.
UGUGAUUCAAUGAGCACUCUUAGUUCAAAUCAAUGAACUGAAACAGUGGAGACACCAUUUAAAGAGCUGCUCUCUGCAUUGAAGUACAUCGCAACAGCUGAGAGAGUCCCAGAAGUGGCCCAGUUUACGCCUCCUUCUCCUUCUCCGUCCUUUCCACUGGCAAUGCAAUGGCCUCCAAGACACCCUCUGAACAGUCUCUUCUUAAAGAUGGAGUGGAAAGAGGAGCCAGGCAGCUUCCUCAGGCCCUCUUGACCUUUGAGGAGGUGGCUGUGUUUUUCACGGAGGAGGAGUGGGCUCUGCUGGAUCCAGGCCAAAGAGCCCUGCACAAGGAAGUCAUGGAGGAGAAUUAUGAGAUGGUGGCCUCUCUAGCAGAGAUUCUAAUACUCAAGUCUGAGCUCAUCUCCUCCCUUGGAACAGAAAAAUACAGGGAUGCUGUCCUGGACCAAUUGAGAGGUGAUGAAGAAGGCAGUCAGAAUUUUGAGGGGCCAUCUGUAAAGUACUUCAGUGUGAGUGAACACCUCAGCACACAUCUACAAACUCACAAAGGAGAGAAACCCUUUCAAUGCAUGGAGUGCGGAAAGAGCUUCAGUAAAAAUGGAAAUCUUACCGUACAUAAACAAAUUCACACAGGGAACAAACCAUUUAGAUGUAUGGAGUGUGGAAAGAGCUUCGGACUGUGUUCACACCUUAGCACACAUCUACGAACUCACACAGGGGAGAAACCUUUUAAAUGUAUGGAGUGCGGAAAGAGCUUCAGUGAAAGUGGAAAACUUACUGUACAUCAACGAACUCACACUGGGGAAAAACCCUUUAAUUGUAUGGAGUGCGGAAAGCGCUUCAGUGCAAGUGGAACUCUUAGACGACAUCAACGGAUUCACACAGGGGAGAAACCAUUUAAAUGUAUGGAGUGUGGGAAGGGCUUCAGUCAGAGUGGAAUCCUUACUAGACAUCAAAGAACUCACAUGGGUGAGAAACCAUAUAAGUGUACGUUUUGUGGAAAGUGCUUCAGUGCGAGUGGAAGCCUUACUCUGCAUCAAGGAACUCAUACAGGAGAGAAACCUUAUAAAUGUUUGGAGUGUGGAAAGAGCUUCAUUUGUAGUGGGAGACUCACUGUGCACCAACAAAGUCACACCGGGGAGAAGCCAUUUAAAUGUAUUUGUGGGAAGGGUUUCAGUCAGAGUGGAGCUCUUACAGCACAUCAGCGAACUCACACAGGGGAGAAACCAUUUAGAUGUAUGGAGUGUGGAAAGAACUUCAGACUGUCUUCACACCUUACUAUACAUCAACGAACUCACACAGGGGAGAAACCUUUUAAGUGUAUGGAGUGCGGAAAGAGCUUCAGUGACAGUGGAAGUUUUAGAACACAUCAACGGAUUCACACUGGGGAGAAACCCUUUAAAUGUAUAGAGUGUGGAAAGAGCUUCAGUCACAAUGGGACACUUACUAAACAUAAACGAACUCACACGGGUGAGAAACCAUAUAAGUGUACGGUUUGUGGAAAUAGCUUCAGUCAGAGGGGUGAUCUUGCAGCACAUGUACGAACUCACACUGGUGAGUUACCAUUUAAAUGUAUGAGGUGUGGGAAGGGCUUCAGUCGUAGUGGAAAUCUUCGAAUUCAUCAACGGACUCACUCAGGGGAGAAACCUUUUAGAUGUAUGGAGUGUGGAAAGAGCUUCAGUUGUAGUGGAAAUCUUAAAAUUCAUCUCCGAACUCACACAGGGGAGAAACCAUUUAAAUGUAAGGAGUGUGGGAAGAGCUUCAGACGGAGUUCACAAAUUGCUAUACAUUGGAGAACUCACACAGGCGAAAAACCGUAUAUAUGUAUAGAUUGUGGGAGGUGCUUCAGUGAGAAUGGAUCUCUUAGAAGACACCAGCGAACUCAUACAGGGGUGAAACCAUUUAAAUGUAUGGAUUGUGGGAAGUGCUUCAGUGAGAAUGGAACUCUUAGAAAACAUCAAAGAUCUCAUAGAGAAGCAACAAGCAUGUACGCCCAACGUGUCCAUCUCAUCGUUCGCAUGAUGGGUACUGGCAUCGCAGGCGCCUCGGGCACCCUGCUUCGGCCACUGGCAUGGCCAACCGCCCAGGAAAGGCAUGAGGCGUCUGCCUCCACCACAAGCCUCCGCCCCGGGCAGGGAGGCGAAGAGAGGCCCAGAAGUGGCCCAGUUUACGCCUCCUCCUCCUCCUCCUCCUCUGUCCUUUCCACUGGCAACGCAAUGGCCUCAGAGGCACCACCUUUUGGACCGUCUCUUCUCAGAGGUGGAGUGGAAAGAGGAGCCAGGCACCUUCCUCAGGCCCUCUUGACUUUUGAGGAGGUGGCUGUAUUUUUCACGGAGGAGGAGUGGGCUCUGCUGGAUCUAGGCCAAAGAGCUCUGCAUAAGGAAGUCAUGGAGGAGAAUUAUGAGAUGGUGGCCUCUCUAGCGGGGACUCUGAUACUCAAGUCUGAGCUCAUCUCGUCGUUUGGAACAGAAAAAUACAGUGAUGUUGUCCUGGACCAGUUGAGAGGCGAUGAAGAAGGCAAUCAGAAUAUUGAAGAGCCAUCUGUAAAGUACUUCAGUGUGAGAGAACACCUUAAUACACAUCUGCAAACUAACAGUGUGGAGAAACCCUUUAAAUGUAUGGAGUGUGGAAAGAGCUUCAGUGAAAGAGGAAAACUUACUGUACAUCAACGAAUUCACACAGGGGAGAAACCAUUUAGAUGUAUGGAGUGUGGAAAGAGCUUCAGUGAAAGAGGGAAACUUACUGUACAUCAACGGACCCAUACAGGAGAGAAACCAUAUAAAUGUAUGGAGUGUGGAAAGAGCUUCAGACGGUGUUCACAUCUUACUAGACAUCAACGGACUCACACAGGUGAGAAACCGUAUAAAUGUAUGGAUUGUGGAAAGAGCUUCAGACAGUGUUCACACUUUACUAGACAUCAGCGAACUCACACAAGGGAGAAACAAUUUAAAUGUAUGGAGUGUGGAAAGAGCUUCACCAAUAGUGGAGUGCUUAGAAAUCAUCAACUGACUCACACAGGGGAGAAACCCUUUAAAUGUAUGGAGUGUGGAAAGAGCUUCUCUAAGUCUUCACAACUUACUAUUCAUCAACGAACUCACACAGGGGAGAAACCAUUUAGAUGUAUGGAUUGUGGGAAGUGUUUCAGAGAAAAAGGAAACCUUACUAGACAUCAACAAACUCACACGGGGGAGAAACCAUUUAAAUGUAUGGAGUGCGGAAAUAGCUUCAGUAAGUCUUCACAACUUACUAUUCAUCAACGAACACACACAGGAGAGAAACCAUUUAGAUGUAUGGAGUGUGGAAAGUGUUUCAGUCAGAGUGGAAGCCUUAUUUUACAUCAACGAAUUCACACAGGGGAGAAACCAUAUAAAUGUUUGGAGUGUGGAAAGAGCUUCGUUUGUAGUGCGAAACUCACUGUGCACCAACGAAGUCACACAGGGGAGAAACCAUUUGAAUGUAUGGAUUGUGGUAUGUGCUUCAGUCAGAGUGGAGUACUUAUUGUACAUCAACGAACUCACACUGGUGAGAAACCAUUUAAAUGUAUGGAGUGUGGAAAGAGCUUCAAUCACAAUGGAAUACUUACUGUACAUCAAAGAACUCACACGGGUGAGAAACCAUUUAGAUGUGUGGAGUGUGGAAAGUGCUUCAGUCAGUGUUCACAGCUGACUUUACAUCAACGAAGUCACACAGGGGAGAAACCAUUUAAAUGUAUGGAAUGUGGAAAGAGCUUCAGACACGGUUCACACCUUACUUUACAUCUACGAACUCAUACAGGGGAGAAACCAUUUAAAUGUAUAGAGUGUGGGAAAGUUUUCAUUCAGAGUUCAGCUCUUACAACACAUCUACGAAUUCACACAGGGGAGAAACCAUUUAGAUGUAUGGAGUGUGGGAAGAGCUUCAGUCGAUGUUCACACCUUUCUAUACAUCUUCGAACUCACACAGGGGAGAAACCAUUUAAAUGUUUGGAAUGUGGGAAGUGCUUCAGUAAGAGUGUAACUCUUAGAAAACAUCAGCAAGCUCACAAAGAAACAACGGUUUAAGAGGAAGGAAUGUUUAAUGUGUUUCUAUUAUAAUAGAGUUCUUAAUAAAAACCUAUGCACUCUCACACAGAAGAACCCAUUUAGAUGUAUGGAGUGUGCCAAAUGUUUCCCACAGAGUUCACUUUGUGCUUCAUAUCAACAAACCCAUAGAGGGAAAUAUGUAGUAUGUUUGUGGUGUUCUGGUGUUUGUACGGAAAGUUGUACAUAUAUGUAUUAAAGCAAUGGAGGUAAUGUCUCAUAAUAGUAAGUAUAAUGAAAGAUAUGUACUGUUAGGGAUGUGCAGAAUGUGACUCUCGAGGGCUCAUUGAGAGUGAACAUGUGCUGAGAGUCCAUUGAUAUUUGGUAUUUGGCAGAGAGAAUUGGGAAUGGAGAGUUGUGAAAAGUGGAGCAUCACAGUGGUGUUUAGGAAGCAGGAUUGGCUCUGGAAUCCUAGAACUGUAGAGGUCAAGGGGAGUCCAAGGAUCUUCUAGUCCAGCUCCCUGUCAUAAGAACAGCAGCAAUAAAACCCAUAUAUUCAAAAGUUUUGGCUGCAAUAUUCCUUAAUUACUAUCCACUCCUUAUUAACUUGUUGUGUUGAGUUUCACUGCUCCCCUUCUCCUUGCUAAGUGUAAGUACUCUUAUAAAUUUGGACUGCCACUCAACCUUUGAAGGGAUGAUUUCGCUUUUUCAAUUUCUUGCUAUUAGAAUUCCUUGCCGCAGUUGUUGCAUGUAUAUGUUGUAUCUUAGGUCUUGGGCCCAACAUAUCAUAGAUCCUUUCACUUCCUAUUCCUUUACCUCCCAAUCCAGGAGGAGGUCAUACAUUUUUAUAAUAUAUUUGGAUUGGAGGAGCUCCUUUUCAAAUUUAGAAGUUUCAUUUGCAAAUCCUUUUCUUUUGUCAAUAAUACUAAGUCUUUCAUUAAUUUGAAAGUAUUGUAGGCAAUCUGUUAAAUAUAGUCUAAUUUUUCCAAAUCCUUUCAGCUUUUGUUGUUGUUUAGUCGUUUAGUCAUGUCCGACUCCUCGUGACCCCAUGGACCAGAGCACGCCAGGCACUCCUGUCUUCCAUUGCCUCCGGCAGUUUGGUCAAACUCAUGUUCGUAGCUUCGAGAACACUGUCCAACCAUCUCAUCUGUCAUCCCCUUCUCCUUGGGACCCUUCUCAGGGUCUUUUCCAAGGAUUCUUCUCUUCUCAUGAGGUGGCCAAAGUAUUGGAGCCUCAGCUUCAGGAUCUGUCCUUCCAGUCAGCGCUCAGGGCUGAUUUCCUUCAGAAUGGAUAGGUUUGUUCUUGCAGUCCAUGGGACUCUCAAGAGUCUCCUCCAACACCAUAAUUCAAAAGCAUCAAUUCUUUGGCGAUCAGCCUUCUUUAUGGUCCAGCUCUCACUUCCAUGCAUCACUACUGGGAAAACCAUAGCUUUAACUAUACGGACCUUUGUAGGCAAGGUGAUGUCUCUGCUUUUUAAGAUGCUGUCUAGGUUUGUCAUUGCUUUUCUCCCAAGAAGCAGGCGUCUUUUAAUUUCGUGACUGCUGUCACCAUCUGCAGUGAUCAAGGAGCUUUAAUUUCAGCUUUAAUUUGUUGCUAUUCUCUUCCAUAAUCAUUCUAUACUUUGCCCAAUCUCUUUGCAUCCCCCCCCCCCCGGACAUGGCUUCCAAUGGGGAAGUCACUCAGGGGGUCUUGGGUUCUAGGUCUUUAUAUUUAUUCCACAUCUUAUAUAAUUAUUUUCUUACUCUAUGAUUCAAAAAACUCCUGUGGACUUUCACCUUAUCGUAUAUCAUAUACGCGUGCCAUCCAAAACAAUUGUCAUAGCUCUCUAGAUCAAGUAGAUCCGUAUCUUUCAAUACUAUCCAAUCUUUGAUCCACACUAACCAGGCUGCCACGUGAUACAAUUCCAAAUCAGACAAAGCGAAUCCUCCUCUCUCCUUUUGGUCUAUUAAGAUUUGGUGUUUGAUUCUUGGUUUUUUGCCAUUCCAUAUAAAUCUUGCUAUAUCCUUUUACCAGUUUUUAAAGCAGUUCAUACCACGCAAAAUUGGGAUGUAAUAAUAAUAAUAAUAAUAAUAAUAAUAAUAAUAAUAAUAAUAAUUUUAUUAUUUAUACCCCACUCAUCUGGGCGGCUUCCAACAAUAUAUUAAAAUACAACGGUCUGUUAAACAUUAAAAGCUUUCCUAAACAGGGCUACCUUCAGAUGUCUUUUAAAAUCUGGUAUAUGUUUUUCUCUUUGACAUCUGGUGGGAUGGCAUUCCACAGGGCGGGUGCCACUACCGAGAAGGCCCUCUGUCUGGUUCCCUGUAGCUUGGCUUCUCACAGUGAGGGAACCGCCAGAAUGCCCUCGGCGCUGGACCUCAGUGUCCAGGUAGAAACGCUCCUUCAGGUAUACUGGACCGAGGCCAUUUAGGGCUUUAAAGGUCAGCACCAACACUUUGAAUUGUGCUCGGAAAUGAACUGGGAGCCAAUGUAGGUCUUUCAAGACUGGUGUUAUAUGGUCUCGGCGGCCACUCCAAAAUUGUAACAAAAACAUCAAUUUUGGCAAAACACUCAUUUUAAUUACAGAAAAUUUGCCCCAAAAGGAGAGAUGGAGCCUACUCCAGAUUUCCAGGUCCCUCUUAAUCUCCUUCCAUAGCUUAAUGUAAUUAUGUUGAUAUACAUUUAUUUGACAGCCAAAUUCCCAGAUAUUUUACUUUUUUCUUAAUUUCUAAGCCAGUAAUUUCCUGUAAUUAAUUUUUCCUCUGAAACAUUACUUUAACUAAUAAAUUGGUUUUAUUUUUAUUAAUUUAGAGUUCUGCCAAUUGUCCAAAUUCAUUAAUUAUCUCUAUUGCCAAUGGGAUACCUUCUUUGGGGUUUCCCGUUGUCACUAUCACAUCAUCUGCAUAUGCUCUUAUCUUGUAUGUUUUUUCUCCAAUCUUGAUACCUUUUAUUCUUUCUUCUUUCCUAAGUUCAUUCAGCAAGGUUUCCAGCAGUAGUAUGAAUAAAAGGGGGGAUAGGGGGCACCCUUGUCUCGUACCUUUCCUGAUUUCAAUGCUAUCCGUGAUAUUGCCAUUGCUUAUUAGUUUCGCCCUUUGUGUAGAGUAGGUGGAUUCUAUACCCUUUCAAACCUUUCUCCGCAGCCCACUAAGUUCAUCUAUUUUUUCAUAAAGCUCCAUGAGAUAUUAUCAAACGCCUUUUCAGCAUCUAUGAACAUCAUGGUUGUUUUUCAUUUUUGAGCUCCAGAUAUUCUAAUAUGUUGAUGAUGUUCCUGGUAUUAUGUUGAAUCUGGUGUUCUGGAAGGAAUCCUACCUGGUUUGGAUAAAUUAUAUCUUUUAGUACAUUUUUUAAUCUAUCUACUAAAAUGCCUGCAUAGAUUUUAUAAUUGCAGUUCAGCAAAGAUAUUGGUCUGUAAUUGGAAGUUAUCUCUAAGUCACUUCAUUGUUUAGAAUCGCGUAUUCAUUAUUUCAAGAAUCCGGCAUCUUUCCUUUAAGAAUAUCAUUGACUACUGCUUUCAAUGGUGUUAUCAAUAUCUCUUCAAGUUUUUUAUAUAGCUCAACAGGUAUCCCAUUGGGGCCAGGCGACUUUCCUGAUUUGGCAUUUUUCAUUACAUUUUGGCUUUCAGUUAUAGUAACUGUCCUGUCCUGUUUUCUCCAAUUCUUUAAUUUCUGUUGUUAAAUUUGUGGCUGCCGCUGUAUUAAAAUCUGCUUUUUGUACCAGCCUCUGUAUUCCUUACCUCAUCUCUUUCUUCAUUUCUAAUAAAAUUGAUGUUAAAUCAGACUUUGUGUCCCCUUCUGCAAUUGAUCAUUUUCUCUGACGUGGUGUUGUAGUUGGGCCUGGAGGUGGUUUUUCUGCCUGUAUUAGCCAUAGUUUUGUCUGCAACAAUAGAAGCAAACACAAAAAAGCAUA